AUGAAAGAGAAAAGGGAUUUUGAUUCUACCCAUGAAUAUCAUGUGAAUACAUCAAAGGGAUUACUUACUGAAACGCAUGAAGGCUUUGAUUUAUUGCCACAUCGACCGCGACAAUCAUUUUACGCGGACAUUAAAUGGGUGAAGGUUCAACCAACAUAUUUGCGAAAUAAGAUUCCAAUUAACUUGGAUCGUUGA
This is a messenger RNA of Clunio marinus, 195 nucleotides long. NCBI's taxonomy places the organism in Eukaryota, Metazoa, Arthropoda, Insecta, Diptera, Chironomidae. The record is from the annotation of a GenBank genome assembly.